Messenger RNA from Gaeumannomyces tritici R3-111a-1, 3786 nucleotides. RefSeq lists its product as hypothetical. Gene Ontology annotation, biological process: lipid metabolic process; nucleoside metabolic process. NCBI's taxonomy places the organism in Eukaryota, Fungi, Ascomycota, Sordariomycetes, Magnaporthales, Magnaporthaceae. Bases 1 to 3786 code for a protein of 1261 amino acids. The record is from RefSeq and is a predicted model, not a curated record. The transcript is spliced from 7 exons. Gene Ontology annotation, molecular function: protein binding; catalytic activity.
AUGGCAAACCAUCCUUUUAGCGAUGCAAGCACGGCAUUGCUCGUCCAAGCAGCCGCCCUAUGCGCCCGAGCCGUCUAUCGCAAGAACCCAGCACAAGCCGAACCUCAGCUGCCUGGCUUCGUCAUCAAGGAUAGAUGCUGGAUGAACCCCACCGCCGAGGGCUUGGGGAAAGCGGCUGCCAUAUUCGAAGUCACCCCGGAUGAGAAGUCUCGCCGCACACUCGUCGUGGUCGCGGUGCGAGGAAGUGCGAGUGUUGUCGACUGGCUUGUCAACCUGGACACGGGCCUGGUUCCGUGUCCGCAACUGGUGAACAUCCCCGAAUCGAGGUCAACCCCGGCACCAAAAGUGCACCGCGGUUUCGCCAACUGUGCCAUGACCUUAGCACCCGCCAUAAAACAACAGAUAGAAGCAGUCCUAAACGAGAUGCAGUCGCAAGACCGCGAGAUCGAAAUGGUCUUUACUGCCACAGGCACCCUUUCGGCCAACCCAACCCUCUCCUCCAUCACAUUCGGCGCGCCGCCCAUGUUCGACAAGGACGUCAACGCCCGCCUCGACGCCGUUUUCCCCGGCAGCCCCUUCCAGCUCGGCACCAUGCUAGCCUUCGCCAACGACGGGGACCCCAUCCCGCGCAUGGACGCGCCCUACGCCACGGAGCUGGCGCGCGUCUGGCACCGCGUUGGGGGCGGCAGGUGCGCGACGGCGCGGGAGCUCGGCGAAUUCAGGCUGCCUCCGCUGCGCCUGGGCGGCCUCGGGAGCCUGGUGGUGCUGCACGACAAGGCGCAGGAGUUCGAGGAGGGCAGGGAGGACGAAAACGACGGCGUGGCGCUCGCGGCUUGCCGCUUCGGUCGCCGCGACUUGGAGAAGCGCGCGUGGGCGGACCUGUGGGCGCACAAGAUGAAUCUGUACGUGGUGUGGGCGGCCAUCAUUGGUGAGGGGCGUUUCAACGCCGAGCCGGAGGCGAUGUUGCCCAACAUAGCCCUCGCUAGCCCCGACCUCCACACUGUUGCAUGGAUUUCUGCGCUCCCCAUAGAGAGAGUUGCUGCUGCUGCUAUGCUAGACGAAGAGCACGCGCGGCCGACCAACUUCCACAAAAACCCAAACGACAAGAACUUUUACACCUGGGGUCGGAUUGGGGAGCACAACAUUGUCAUUGCGUCUCUCCCUGCUGGCUUGUAUGGUACCACCUCAGCUACCGGGACGGCCACGGACCUUCUUUCCUCCAUUCCUUCAAUCAAGGUCGGCUUGAUGGUCGGCAUUGGAGGUGGAAUUGCGAGACCAGACGAGGGCCGUGACAUCCGCCUUGGAGAUGUCGUCGUGAGCCAACCUGGGGGCAUUCACGGGGGAGUCUUCCAAUAUGAUUUGAUCAAGGCAAAGUCCGGAAAUUCCAGGGAGCCAAGAGGGCACCUGGCGGCACCUCCCACCGUCCUGCUCAAUGCCCUCGCAGCGAUCCAGGCCAGGCACGAGCUUGAAAAUUCCAAAGUUCCCGAGAUCCUCGAAGGCGCGUUCAAGAAGUACCCCAAAAUAACAAAGAAAACCAAGAACAAUCCCAGCUACGGCUUUCAGGGAUUCGAAAAUAACCGCCUUUUCCGUGCCACUUUUGGCCACCUCGGGGGUAAAAACUGUAGCAACUGCGAUGCAGCCCAAAAAGUCGAUAGGGAUGAGCGAGACGCACAAGUGCCCGAAAUUCACUACGGUGUUAUCGCAUCCGGGAACACGCUCGUCAAAGACGCCACUCUACGCGACCAAAUCGCCGGUGACGCCGGAGAAGAUUGCCUCUGCCUCGAGACGGAGGCGGCAGGGUUGAUGAACCGCUUUCCCUGUCUCGUGAUCCGCGGCAUCUGCGAUUACGCCGAUACCCACAAAAACGACCGCUGGCAGAGGUAUACUUCUGCCACGGCCGCCGCCUAUGCAAAGGAAUUCCUAUCCUUUGUUCCGCUAUACACUAGGGCCAAGGUGAUGCGAACCAUUCUCGACAAUGCCUACAACUUUUCCAAACGCGGGUCGGCAUUGCCGCCUACCGGCGAGAUUUUGGAGACAUUGCGAGAGCUGCUUGGCGCAUGCGACGGCAAAAUAGUGGUCGUUCUCGACGCAUUUGACGAGUGCACCACACGGAGGGAUUUAAUAGACUGGCUGGAAAAAAUGUCGGCUGAGGGCACAGCUAGCAUCUCUAUCGUCGCAACGGGCAGACCCGAGGCCGAGUUCGAGAACAGGUUCUCGAGCUGGAAAAGGCAAGAUAUCGCUGUGAGUUCCGCGGAUCUUAUCAGACGCGACAUACAGCUGUUUGUCGAGGAGAGACUCCGGGACAAGGCCUUCCAGCGAUGGAAAUCAAGGCCAGAUGUUAUACGGAAAGUGAGGAGUGCCGUCCUCGACAAAGCGGGUGUGACCGGGUUUCGGCUGGCAGCCUGUCAAGUCGACCUGCUGGCGGACUGCCGAGAUCUACCAGAGAUCCAGGAGCGACUGGAGACUUUACCAAGCACCCUAACCGACAUAUACUCUGGAAUGUUGGAAGCUAUCCCGGAGGGGCGACGCAGAGACACGACCAUUCGCCUACUGCAAGUCCUCUGCUACUCAUACAGGCGCCUGAAACUCGAGGAAGCAGCCGACUACAUUGCAACUAACAUCAACUCUGGCCGCUUCGUCCCGGAUAACAAGUUGCCAGAGCCUAGGGAGCUCCGAGCAACUUGUGGGGGCCUGGUUGCCACUUUUACCUCUCCUAGCUGGGGCGGGUCCGUAAUCACAUACCUCCAGCUGGCUCACUUGUCAGUGAAGGAAUAUCUAACAUCAGAAAACAUCGCAAAAGCAUUCCGCGAACCGUUCAAACCUAAGAAUGCCAACGGAGCUGUCGCCAGGCAUUGCUUGGUGUAUCUCCUCACUGUCGACGACCCUUGGGCACCCAAAGACCUGUGCUUUGGUAACUAUGCAACGCGAUUUUGGGCACAACAUGCCAGGUCUGCAGAGCAUGAUCCCGCGGUUUGCGAGACAGUGUGGGAGUUCAUCCACAACACAACAGUGCUGGAAAGCUGCUAUCCCAAAUGGCUUCGCUGGGACGCGGAAACGCCUCUGUUCUAUCACCCACUGGGCUUCGCAGCUUGGUGGGGCCUUGAGAAAACCUGCAAGGCGUUGCUACACAGUGAGGAAGCGGCCGAAGUCCACAGACAGGCUGUUGUCCUUUGCAGAGCCCUUUAUGCAGCAUCGAUGAAUGGGCAUCUCUCCAUUGUCGAACUUCUGCUCGCAAACGGCGCCGACGUCAACGGACAAAGCAGGGAAAGGUUUAGCCGCGAUAAGGCUAUCCGCCGCUUUCAAACCGGCAGAUCCGGCAGUGCUUUGUAUGCUGCGUCGUACUCGGGCUGUGCGAGCAUCGUCAAGCUUUUGCUCGAAAAAGGAGCCGAUGUAAACCUUCAAGGGGGCUAUUUUAACAGUGCUUUGCAAGCUGCGUCAGGAUCCGGUCAGCCAAGUAUCGUUAAGCUUCUGCUCGAAAAAGGAGCCGAUGUAAACCUUCAAGGGGGGAUAAACGGCAGCGCUUUGCAACUAGCUUCGGCGUGCAACCAUACAAACACGGUCGAGCUUUUGCUCGAAAAAGGAGCCGAUGUGAGCCUCCAAGGGGGCCUAUACGGUAUUAGUGCUUUGCAAGGUGCGUCAGGAAGGGGUUAUGCAAGCAUCGUCGAGCUUUUGCUCGCAAGGGGGGCCGUCAUGCCAGACGUCGAGCUUUUGCUCGCAAGAGUGGCCGUCAUGUCAGAUGGAUGGAGCGAGGCCAGCGACAGUGAUUCCGAGUCGUAUGAUUCCUAG